GGGAAAGGCUAAGAAAGACAAAAGACUUCAAUUUCGCGCGCUUUGAAAUGCGCAAGGCUGAUUAAAUCAAUUCGGUUAUUGCAGAAGCUGUACCUCAAUUCAACUUAACAUUGAAGAAGAUCAUAUUGCUGAUCAUCUCGAUCUCUUUACAAAUAAUCAGCUUCUAAUUUGGCAUAAACAAUCAACUGCAUCGGAAAAUCUUCCUUCCUCGGUCUCGAUUCGCAUUCCUAACUCAAAAGCUCAACAACAAUAUUUACAAGAUGUCUGGAUUUACAUUCGGCAACACUGGGAGUACCGGCGGAGGAUUGUUCGGUGGGGGAAGUUCUAGUAACCCUCCUAAUAGCUCUGGUGCUGGACUAUUUGGAGGUGCGCCAGCUACAUCUGGGGCCGCUCCAUCAUCUCUAUUCGGCGCACCAAAACCAGCUGGAGCACAAGCACCGGCCUUUGGAGGAGCAGGAGCUGCAAACACAGGAGCUGCAAAGCCAGCCGCUGGAGGUAUCUUUGGCCAAAGCACAGGAAAUGCCCCCAAUGCCACGUCCUCUUUCAGUUUUGGAAAGCCUACUGCUAGCACCACACCUACAACUUCAGCAGGUGGUGGACUGUUCGGUGGAGGAGGAGCAUCUACAGGUGGAAGUGGAGGUUUCAGUUUUGGGGGGCCCAAGCCAGAUGGUGCUUCAACGCCAACAACGGAGAAUAAACCCGCAACUCCUACGGGGGGCAUGUUCUCAGGAAUGAACAAGCCAGCAUCAGGUGGUAUGUUUGGAGGAGCAGCUUCGAGUACCCCAAGUUUAGGAUCAACAACACCAGCACCAAGCAAGCCUUUCAGUUUUGCAUCCACAACCCCAGCAGGACCACCACCUACGAAUAAUGCGCCAGCUGCGAGUACAGGAAACUUGUUUGGUGGCGGUGCUCCAUCGCAAUCAACUGGAGGUCUGUUCGGAACACCAAAAACAACAGCCGCAUCACAACCUACACAGACACCAGCUGCAUCAGCCCCUACUGGUGGUCUUUUUUCCAGCGGCACUCCUGCAGCUGCAGCUCCUAGCAACUUGUUCGGUGGUGCUGGUGCUACAAAACCUUCUGCUCCUAGCGGCAACAUGUUUGGUGGAAACAAGCCUGCUGCUUCGGCAGCUCCCCCUGCCAGCUCAACACCUGCGGCGACUACAGAAGCUGCCAAGCCGGCCCCAUCUUUCAGCUUCCCUUCUGCUACUCCAGCAGCUAGCACCCCUGGAACACAGGCUUCUACUACUCCCGCACCCGCAGCUCCUGCUACCAGCAGUCUAUUUGGAAAACCCAAUCCAGCCACAUCUACUCCCGCGCCAGCUGCACCUGCCCCAGCGCAAACACCAUCGCUUUUUGGAAACGCUACUUCGACUAGUGCUGCAACCACUUCUACUCCUGCACCAGCUGCUACAACAUCAAGUUUGUUUGGCGCAGCUAAAUCAUCAACUCCCGGUACUUCUGGCCCAACUAACACCAGCACACCUGCCCCUGCUUCAUCGGCUGCGAAUGGGGGCUCCGCAAAUCUAGAUCAACGAGCUGGCGCAACUGCUGGCUCUGGCGCGGCAGGAAGCGCCGCAACUCUAGGAGCCUCUACGGCUGGCCCAAGACCGGAAUUAUCUCGUCUUAAGAACAAAACUAUGGAUGAAAUUAUCACCCGAUGGGCAUCUGAUUUGGCCAAGUACCAGAAGGAUUUCCAAGAACAAGCAACCAAGGUAGCUCAGUGGGAUCGCCUUUUGGUUGAGAAUGGAGAUAAAAUUCAGAAAUUGUACAAUACCACAUUCGAGGCUGAACGAUCAAGCGCAGAAGUCGAACGACAACUAGCAACAGUGGAAGGCCAGCAAGCCGAACUCGAACAGUGGCUCGAUCGUUACGAACAGGAGGUCGAUGACAUGUUCAAAAGUACAGCUGUCGAAACACUACAAGGACCAGAUCAAGAGCGUGAGAGAACCUACAAGAUGGCGGAGAAAUUGGCAGAUAAGCUUGAUGAAAUGGGCAAAGACCUUUCUACUAUGAUUGAAGCUAUGAAUGAGGCCUCUGCUACUUUGAACAAGAGCACCAAGUCUGAUGAUCCACUUUCUCAUAUCGUCCGAGUCCUUAAUUCACAUCUUAUGCAAUUGCAAUGGAUUGAUCAGAAUGCUAAAACAUUACAAGAGAAAGUGGAGGCGGCGCACAAAUUGGGACAAAGUAUGAGUGCAAAUGGUCUUGGUGGAGCGGAAGGUGAUGCCGCAGAUCAGUUCUACAGAUCUUUUAUGGGCAGAAGAUGAAGGGCUGAGGACGAAAGAUAGAGCUUGAUAAAGCAGGUAAAAUGGAGACCGACAAGUUUGUACUGGCGUGCUGAAUGGAUGUUUGGGCGUUUUGAUUUGGCAGGAAAUACAUUUGCAAAUUCAUGCACGGAUGGUCUAUUUUGAGGGGAGCAUAUGUGGAUAAUGAACAUGGAAGACUGAAUGCUGCAAGCCUCCAGUAAAUGAUUGAAGAGAGAAGAGAGAUACAAAAGGAUUCAUAAAUCCAAAGUAGGCGAAUACGUGGAUGUAAGGACUGGGGCAGAAGUGUUCUUGCGAGCAUUUUUGUGUAUAAUAGAUAGCAUGAAGCAAGAAAGAAUAGAGACUGAUCA
Botrytis cinerea B05.10 is the source of this 2614-nucleotide messenger RNA. RefSeq names its product Bcnsp1 (gene Bcnsp1). Gene Ontology annotation, biological process: protein import into nucleus; RNA export from nucleus. Gene Ontology annotation, molecular function: phospholipid binding; structural constituent of nuclear pore. Gene Ontology annotation, cellular component: nuclear pore central transport channel; nuclear pore. The coding region runs from base 261 to 2267 and encodes 668 amino acids. The transcript is spliced from 2 exons. The record is from RefSeq and is a predicted model, not a curated record. NCBI's taxonomy places the organism in Eukaryota, Fungi, Ascomycota, Leotiomycetes, Helotiales, Sclerotiniaceae.